AUGCAGACCAGUCAAAUGGCUCAGAAGAAAAGGAAGCAAAUUCGAAGAACACUGGGUCACUUAACAUCUCGUGCACAGCAACGAUACGGAGUAGUCAGACUCAAAGAAAAGUUAGCCAGCCCCGUCGUGUUCUGCCCAAAGUUGGUACCAAGGAGAGAAAAGCAAUUCUCGCAGAGGACGCUAAGCGGCGUACACGUGAUUCAGCAAACAAAUAUCGCUGUCCUCACUGCACAUAUUCUGCUCCAUUUCCCAGCAAGAUCAAACGUCACAUUCACAACAAACAUAGUGUUCGACGAAUACUCAGAACUGCGUGCGCAUGCCGCAAAAGAACACCCGACAGUUCAUCGUUGUCAGUAUUGCCAGUUUUCUAAUAAGAUACUUGCCGAAGUUCGAAAGCAUACUGUCUCUAACCAUGAAAAAGGUGUCGCUUGUACUGUGGCCGGCUGCAAUAUGCGCGUUGCAAGGAGGCGCUUAAGACAUCACUUGCAAACCAUGCACCCAGAAAGGAUACCGUCCUCAUGUCCACGUGACGUGCAUUCAAAAGUUUCCUUGGCUGAAGACGAUUCAUGCUUCACAUGCUCUCAUUUGUUCACGAAAGAGGAAUACUGUGCCCAAUGCCGGAUUGCACUCUUUACAUUUUGCUGGGUGAUCUGGAUAAUCACUUGCGUUCGGUUCACGGGAGAAUGUGACGGUAGUCCUCAGGAAGAAAUCGCCAGUGCCCGAGAAUUUGAGGAAACGAGUUGCUCUUCAGUGCCGGUAUCCGUGACCAGACGGUUGGCUAGUUGUACAACGGCAUCGGUAUCAGAAUGUGUGUCAACGUCAAACAAUUCAGACGAUCUGCCUUCAGAUUGCGAUGAGCUUGAUGUCCCUGAGAAACCUUCGUUUGGAAAACUGAAAGGGAAUGGUGUUGGUAUGCAGUGCGCUCUGUGUGGAAAAUACUAUCGGAAUCCAUAUCUUUUGAAGAGGCACAUACGUAGUGUACACGACAAAGCGUACUCUCAAUAUAGAAGGACGAGGAAGAAUGUAUGCAGUUGGGAAGGGUGUGAAAAGGCUUUCACUACUCCUGGUCUACUAGAGGAUCACAUGAAUUACCACAAAGGAAUAACACCGUAUCGCUGCAAUUCAUGCGACAUGUCGUUUGCGGCGAGAGCUCGAUUUGCUGUUCAUCUUUCUAAAUAUCACAGAAUGAGCAUACGUGAUUAUACAAGCAUGGCAGGUUUGCUAGCACCUUCUAAAGUUUCUGGCUCAACUCAGGAAUCUUAA
Cooperia oncophora is the source of this 1263-nucleotide messenger RNA. The record is from the annotation of a GenBank genome assembly. NCBI's taxonomy places the organism in Eukaryota, Metazoa, Nematoda, Chromadorea, Rhabditida, Trichostrongylidae.